This is a messenger RNA of Cetraspora pellucida, 259 nucleotides long. NCBI's taxonomy places the organism in Eukaryota, Fungi, Glomeromycota, Glomeromycetes, Diversisporales, Gigasporaceae. The record is from the annotation of a GenBank genome assembly.
GACGUUUGUGCUAACAAUUAAACGUAAGGAAGAAAUAGAAGCAUAUAUCUCAAUUGAGGAUAAUGGCAUUUAUUUGGAUGUGAGAUUUUAUAUUAAAUGUGAAUAUAAGAAUCAAAUAAUAUUAAAACAACUCCCUGCCGGAAGUGCUUCCGUUAAGGUUAGUUUGCCGGCCAAUAUUGACCUAAACAAACAACCAACCCUUAAUUUGGAUUGCAGAGUUCUCGAAAUUUUUCCUUUAAAAAAUUGGAACACCAAGUGA